AUGAACAAAUCCUUACUUAAUAGACAUAUUAAUUCCAGAGCUAGUUACUUGUCUCCUGCGGAUUACAAAGACAUCAUGCAGUAUCGAGAUAUGAAGUCUAAACCUUUAGCUCAGCUAAGUAAAAAAUAUAAAAUAUCAAAUAGUCGUUUAUAUCAAAUUUGGAGAGAACAAGAGUUUAAUAGAAUUCAAUGGAAUGGUUUAGCAGUUACUCCAAGCACGAAU
Molecule: messenger RNA, 222 nt
Organism: Dentiscutata heterogama
Lineage: Eukaryota; Fungi; Glomeromycota; Glomeromycetes; Diversisporales; Gigasporaceae
Source: the annotation of a GenBank genome assembly